GGGAGCCCUCCGCGGCAAAGCCGCCCUUCCUUUACUUUUGGGAAACGACGUAUCCAUCAAAAACAUUGGAAAAACACGUACCUCUGCACAAAAAAUACAAGCAGUCGCAAUACACAAUAACAAACAACACGUUCCUUCGUUUUCUCAGACCAUCCUUUCCUAAAUCCACGCCAUCAUAUUUUGCCCACAAACCCCCCCCCCCCCUUUCAAUCACUUUUAAGUCUCUCAAACAAAUCAAAAAAAAAGAAAUCAACAAUGCCCCUUUCCUCUGUUUCCUUUAUUCUUUUGGUUGGUUUCAUUUACUUACAGAAACCUAUGAUUAUCUGUUAGUUUUCUUCGUUUUCUUAGGCUUAUAACUUAGAUGAAUGUUCAUUACCAUGGGUUCCUCGAAGUCCUCGAAGAGGAGCAAAUGGUACAUGUGCUUCAAACCGGAUGUCGAUGAUCAUCCGUUCAAGCCCGUUUCGCGUUUAGGAAAAGGAGGGAAGGAAUACUUGCUGCAUCACAGUGAUGUCUUCAUGUCCUUGUCCGACGGGGACAAGUUGGAUUCUUCGUCCGACGAUGGCCAAGAACCCCUGAGUAAGAAGUCGAAGCGUCGCCGGGGAUUCUCUCGUGUUUUCAAAGCCUUCUUGUUUCAAUCACCUUUGGCCAAGAGAAAAGGAAGCAGAAAAUCAGAAAAAGAAGCACCCUGUAGACCUUCAAAAUUCGACAAGUUAUGGAAGUCGUUCCGGGACAAGAAAUCAUCAAUAUCCCUGAAUAAAGAAUCACUAGGCGACAGCCCUCUAUCCGGUUCGGGCAGAUCAAGCUUGUUUUCAUCAUCAACAGCAGCAGCCUCGUCCUCCCUAACAUCUUCGCGUGCUUCCUCCAUCGCUAGCAACUCAAGGUCCGCGUCAGAAAGGAAAAGGUCAAGCUCGUUGGAUUCGUUGCAACUGAAUCAAAAGCCACCAGCAAUGCCCUCCAAGAAAACUAAUGGAUAUUGCAACUCCAACGUGGGGCUUUACUUUCUGCUGAUUUGCUUAGUUGCGUUGAUAUUCUGGGGGAAAGCAUUCGCAGUCUUCUGCACCUCAACGUGCCUGUUCUUGAUUCCUUGCCGGUUCAAAAGGGUUGAUGAUCAGUCGGGUGUAAAUGUAAAUAAUACUAGUGUCGAAGUUAUUGACGUUGACUCCGAGGAGCACAAGAAAAAAGUUAUCAUGGGAGGCCUGCUCCAGAGGAAUAAUCGUAGUGCUUCUCGGGUCCUAUAGCCAUUUGUUAACUUCUCUGUACAAGGAUUAAAAAUUUUGCCUGCAAGUUGGAAUUGGAAAGCGGGAAUGAAGGUGAAAUAACCAUUUGCCUCCGUUCUGUAUAUUUAUCGUGUCCGCUCGUUCUACUUCUACUCAUUUGGUUUCCUUUCAUUAUUUAGUUAGGUAAAUAAAUGUAUACAUAUUUUGAUCAGGCUCAAUUUUGGUGGGACUUUGAUUGAGGAAGUGGUAGGAACAACGUCGGAUUGAUUCCUUUCACUCUUUUAUUUUUUUUUUUUGGGUGUUUUGUCCUCUAACUUUAUGGUAUUUAAGGGGGAUGGACAAAUUCUUCCUCCCUUUUUUGUUU
This is a messenger RNA of Coffea arabica (coffee), 1581 nucleotides long. RefSeq lists its product as uncharacterized. The record is from RefSeq and is a predicted model, not a curated record. NCBI's taxonomy places the organism in Eukaryota, Viridiplantae, Streptophyta, Magnoliopsida, Gentianales, Rubiaceae.